Messenger RNA from Pollicipes pollicipes, 1825 nucleotides. Its product is annotated as esterase E4. The transcript has 3 exons. The record is from RefSeq and is a predicted model, not a curated record. NCBI's taxonomy places the organism in Eukaryota, Metazoa, Arthropoda, Thecostraca, Pollicipedomorpha, Pollicipedidae. The coding region runs from base 1 to 1722 and encodes 573 amino acids.
AUGGCUGAGAUGCUCGUGCUUGUUAUUGACGCCGCCGUGCCGACAGUGCGCGUGCCGCAAGGCGAGUUGCGCCCCACGCUGCUCCAGAGCGCCUUCGACAACCGCACGAUCUACGCGUUCCUGGGCGUGCCGUACGGCCGCGUGACGGAGCGGUUCGGCCGCGCGGAGCCGGCCGGGCCCUGGCAGGGCGUGCUGAACGCCACCACCGACGGCGCCGAAUGCGUGCAGUGGGACGAGCGGCAGCAGCGCGCCAUCGGCAGCGAGCAGUGCCUCUACCUGAACAUAUACACGAGUUCGCUGCCGCCGGCCAACCCGACGGCACCGCUCGUCUUCUUGCACGGUGGCGAUUGGACGAGCGGCAGUGGCAGCAGCCACUGGUACGGGCCGCGCUACUGGCUCGACCACGACGUGGUACUCGUCACUGUCAACAGCCGGCUGGGCGCGUUCGGGUUUCUCUCGACUGGCGACCAGCAGGCGCCAGGCAACCUGGGCCUGCACGACCAGGUGCUGGCGCUCGACUGGAUCAACAACAACAUCGCGUUCUUCGGCGGCCUGCGCAGCCUGACGACCAUCAUGGGCGAGGGCACGGGCGCCGUCUCGGUUCACAUGCUGCAGCUGACGCAGCGCGCCAAGAACCUGUUCGAGCGCGCCAUCUCGCAGAGUGGCACGGCCUUCUGCCCGGGGGCGUUGGUGCCGGAGACGGUGGCCAACGGCCAUGAGCUGGCCGCUCGGCUCGCCUGCCCGACGGGGGACAGCGCCCCAAUGCUCACCUGCCUGCGCGACGCUUCAGCCGAGGACAUCGCGCGCGCCACGGCCCACCUCAGCGGACAGAUGGGCGGCGCGGCGCCGUUCGGGCCCGUCAUCGACGCGUACGCUACCGAGCCGUUUUUGCCCAAGCCGCCCAGCGAGCUGAUGACCGAAAACAACUUCCGACACAGUCCGUGGAUCGUGGGCACAAACCGGGACGAGGGAGCGGAUGCGGCUUACGCGCUGCUCAGCGACAGCCAGCAGCUGGAGCGACUCAACAGCCGCUUCACCGAGCUGGCGCCGCAGCUGCUGCACUUUGCGCGAACCGCCGCUGACCCGGCAGCCACCAGCGAGCAGAUCAGAAAGCAUUAUUUUGGCGAUCGGCCAAUAGAUGACAGGACUGCAAGCGAACUGGUCGAGCUCCUCACGGACCGCAUGCUUCUGCACUGCACGGAGAAGGCCGCCUGGUGGCAUGCCCACUACUCAACGCACAAGGUGUUUGUGUACCAGUGGAACUUGAAAGGCCGCAUGCACAUUCGCGACCUGCAGCCAGCUCACCCGUCUGGCGCGGAUGCCGCGCACUGGCGCCCGGGCCACCCGCGCUUCGCCCGGCACGCCGGCGCGCACAACCUCGGCGUCUCGCAGAAGGACGAGCUGCUGCUCAUGUUCUCCAAUGAGCUGGCGCCGCUGUACGACGCCAACGACCCGCUGGUGAACGAGAUCCGACAGAUUUUGAACAUGUGGGUGACGUUCGCCAAGACGGGCGACCCCACGCCCGACGUGCACGGCAUCGACGCGGGCCUAUGGCGCGAGUACUGGGAGUUCUUCUACCCGUUCGACCCGCACUAUCUGAUCAUCGACCGCGACUGGGCGUCCGUCACUGAGCUGAGACCGCAAGCCAUUGAAUUCUGGGACUCGCUCGGCCUCCGGGAGAACAUGUUCAAGCACAAGCUGGUGAUGAGGGACGAGCUAUGAAUGCACGGGUUCAUGAAGGCCUUCGAACAUUUCAUCUGCAAAAGAGCGCAAAGCCAAGCCGCCGCCAUUAUGCAACUUAAGUAAAUAAACGCUACAUUGAUCA